This is a messenger RNA of Vanessa tameamea, 1136 nucleotides long. RefSeq lists its product as uncharacterized. The record is from RefSeq and is a predicted model, not a curated record. The coding region runs from base 217 to 984 and encodes 255 amino acids. Lineage: Eukaryota; Metazoa; Arthropoda; Insecta; Lepidoptera; Nymphalidae. The transcript is spliced from 6 exons.
UAAAAUAUAAAUAUAUUUAUAUUACAAUUGAUAUUCUAUGAAUAUAUUUAGAAAUAUUUCGGGAACAAAUUAAAUAUAAGCUAAGUGCUGUUUGUUUAUUCUGUAUUCCUAUUUAUGGAGCUACGAUCAAUUAUUGUGAAUAAAAUGUCUACAGGAUAAAAUACCUCGUAUUAACGCCGUAUUUGAUUUGGAGCUACACAUUACAGGCUACUGAAAAUGGCUCCAACAAAAUUCGGGAUAUUCAAGACUCGAAGUCGAGAUCACGCCGAGCAGCCUUCAACUGAAAAUCUUCUUCAGACGAGCCCCAGCAACGAUAAUGUUAACACACCGGACUCACCCGUGGCGUCAACCAGCAAAGGAAUCGUGUCAAACGAGGAUUUCUUUUCCGCGGACAUAUUUUCCGUAUUAAAUCUCGACGACGACGAUGAUGAUUUUAUCUGUGACGAAGAGUCGAGGCGGGCUAGUCUCUGCAGCAAAAUUGAAGAACAACGGAUAAUCUACGAAAAUCUGCAUAACCAAUCGACGGGAACAUCGACAAUUACACUCGAAGACGAUGAGCAAUCGUACGACAAAGCGGAAACGACUCUACCAUUGGAUGACGACGCGUCUACGUCAUAUGACGCAAAUUCCUUGCAAUUUGACGAAACAUCUAUAACCGCCAGUAACGAUGUGUCAAUGUACUGCGCGAUGUUGAAGAAACCGAAAAAGAGUAAAUCGAAGGAUCAGCAGCUGACGGAUCUAGACAUGUGGCAAGCUAGCAAUGUUGAAGUUUUGGAGAACCUUCUAAAUCGGAGCGGCAGUCUCGACGAACAGAUCAAAUGGGAGGCAAUAGCUACAGCCCGAGGGCUGUGCACACUUACCGAUAGUUGCACAUGCGCUGACUGCACGGGAGUCACUUACCUGGCUGGGGUCACGGAUGGCGAUGGUGGAUUAGGGGUUGCACCACUUUUCAGCGCUAUCAAUGUUGGGUGCCAAGUGCAGUAAAUAGGAAAACGGGAAGCCUUGCAUGGAAGGCUUUACUGUUCUGAGGAAAAGGGGACGUACACUUACGAGGUACGUAACUAAAGAGGUCUUGCUCGUUUUCACAAAAGUGAUGUCGCGAGUAAAUACUUGAAGGCGAUUGGAUCUAUUUCUCC